Molecule: messenger RNA, 4573 nt
Organism: Acanthochromis polyacanthus (spiny chromis)
Lineage: Eukaryota; Metazoa; Chordata; Actinopteri; Pomacentridae
Product: trans-1,2-dihydrobenzene-1,2-diol dehydrogenase-like
Exons: 12
Coding region: 3343-4347 (334 amino acids)
Molecular function (GO): nucleotide binding
Source: RefSeq, a predicted model, not a curated record
ACCAUCACUGUGAAGUUCUCCGACAACAGAUUGGCCAUGUUUGCUGGCUCCGUGGAAGUGGAGCCUUGCCAACGAUGCCUUCAUUAUUGGAAGAAAGGGCACAAGCCGGGUAGAACAUGCUGUGUGAGAAACUGCUGACCAUGAACAGUAGGUUCAGGAGAUUGUGACCUCUGCAAAGAAGAACAACAUCUUCCUCAUGGAGGAACAAAUGGAGCUGUUUAGAUGCAUUUUUUCCCUGCCUCAAUGGAGAUCAGAUGCCGCUGGCCCAGAAGGAGUUGGAAUGCAGUGAAGAUGAUCAGAUUUGUUUGUCAUUCCACUGACAUACUUACUGUGAUUAGCACAGAAAAGCUGGGUGCAAACACAUAUUAAUCUUUGCAUCUACUGCCUGCAGUUAAUAUUCGUUUUGUAAAACAGAGAAAAGCCAGAAUUCAACCAAGCUGCUGGUGCACGCUUGGAGACAUGUAAAGAACAACUGGCCAGAUGUACAGUAAACCUCAUUGAUAACAUUUCUAAAUCUCUGGCACUUAAUAAAAAUUUUGGGAAGUCUUUGCUUAUGCAUACUGUGAACAUUACAGGUGAUGGUGUAAGUCAACUAGAAAUGAUGAAAAUAGCUGACUCAUUCUGGGUUUGUUUAAAGCUGCUGUAAGUCCUGAGUCAGCCUUUGUGCCACUGCUUAUUUAUUGAAUUCAUCACACACACAGGUUGGCAUUGACAGAUAAGGCUUUAUCUCUUAUCUCUCUGUCCUUCAUGUGGGACAGUUAAGGUGAAAAUAUAACAGUCAUUUAAUAGAGUACUUUAUUAGUCCUUACAGGAAACUGCUUGUAACAGCAGCAUGUAAACACACAGACAACCCACAAACAGACUAAAAAUGUUAUCGGAACGUCAGUUCAGAGCUGAUCCUGUUUGUGAAUUUAUACUGUUUAAAACACACCGUCAGAUUUGUGUGAUUGUGAGCUCAGCUGAUCUGAAGUCAGGGUCUGUUAGCACACAAACAGCUGUCGUGAUGAGCUGUGUAAUGUUGCAGUCCAAGUCAAACAGAGCCGUUCUGCUGUUUUCCCGUUCGUAACCUGUAGAAUAGAGACUGAAGACAUCUGUCUGCUUAUUUCGGAAAGGAGCUGUUGCCGGUUAAGCAUAACCUGGUCCAAAUACCCAAGGUUCAGCGUGCGUAAUUACGCAUGCGGUUUCGUGCGCUGCAUCUGGUUAACUAUCGAUGUUUCAUUGCAGUGAGUGCGAGAAUCCAUUAUAAAGUUUGUGAAGAACUACUGUUAUUUUGCUGAUUUUUCCUCAAUUGUUGCGAUAAAACGUCUUCAGAAAACGGAUAGACCUAAAAGUUGUAUCGGAUUAUUCUAAAGUUUAUGCGCAAUUUGACAGACAUUUCAGUAAUGAGAAAUGUAUACAGAAAAACUACAAAAUAUUUUUUCCCCAUAAAUAAAUAUUAGUCCCAAUGACAGACAGACAUUGACCAAGGCUCUUUCAGGAUGGAGGAUGGAAAAUGUAAUAUUUUUUAUUUAACGCUGAGACUUUGAGAAGUCUGAGAAUUUACUGAUGCAUUGAUGUUACAUCAAAGUUUGGGGUGUGUUCAGGUAACAGUAAUGACUUCUAUCACUAUCAGCUGUAAUAUUAGUGUGAGGCAGAUUUUGUAUAGGAGACAAUUCAUGUGAUUUGUCAGUGACUGAUCCCUACAAAAUCUUUCAAAACAUACAAACACCACUCACAUUGGUUAUUUAUUGCUUUCAAAUCUGCCGAAAAUGAAUUGAAUGAGAUGAAAGUUUACAUUUUUUGACUCUGUCAUCUAACCUGAGAGCUCUGUCUCCAUCUCUGUGAUGAUACAGAUGUUGGCACUUCAGUCAUGAAUUUUAUACAACCAUAUCUGUUAAUUUAUUAGAGCUGUCAUUACAAAUCAGCAGUUGAAAUCUCAGUUGCUUUUGAUCAGUUUUGCUUCAAAUGACCCUAUGGAACAAAAAUGUGUAAUGUUUGCUGCAUUGUUUUCAGUCUAUCUUUAUCAGUGGUGGCUGUGCUCUUCGAUUUGAGGUGUCUGAAGCUGACAGAAGCAGUGUCCCUGUCUCACAUUACAACAGCAACACUCAUCCAUCCUCCUCGGCAAUCUAGAUGUGCAAGCUGCUGUCUGAAAGGGGCUGGUGACAUAGCCUCUGACCAGAUGGUAGCUUGCUCCCUCCAACCAUUUGUCUUGCCUGGAUGAGGAUUAUCUCAAAGGUUGAUACGAAUAGAAUUGUAGAAACACCCCAUAGCUGCUGGCAUCUGGUGGUAAAAUCCUGGAGGGCAAUAAAGGCUGGAGGCAUAAAGUUAAUGAUGUGAUGACAGAAAAUCUUCAUGAUCAUUUGUGUGCAUGAAGCAAAAGUUUAAAUCUUCAUUUGUUUCUGUUUUCAGACUUGUCAAUGCCACCUGCCAGAGGGCCCCAGCUCUCAGGCCCCCAGCUCGGAGUCGAGCUGCCCACUGUCCUGAGUCACUGCUCCCCACGCAUCCUCCACCUCAGUGCUUCUGCCUUCCAAGUGCCAGGGACUAGGGCAAGACUUCUGGGGGUUAAAAGUGGUGGCUGGGAAGAGACCAAAUACCAGACCUGGGGACAUGACGCUGUCUUCAUCACUGCCAACCUUCAGAGCAUCAGAGAGUCCUCCUCACACUCCAUAUUCAUGAAAUUCAUAAGGAGAUAUCCUUUCAAAACUGCCCACAACUCAUAAUCCAUUUUUCCAUAUGCUCUUUACUCCAUUCGGUUUUUCCUUUGGCAUACUUGCCUACUUUGUAAAGUGUCUUGAAAAGCGCUAUAUAAGUAUUAUUUAGGGAAAAAGGUGAGUUUUAUAUAUGCUGAUUUCACACUCUUCAUGUUGGCCUGCUGAUUGAUACUUUAUGAUAUUGUCAGUUGCUAAACAAACUCCCUAGAAAUGCUGUCCUUUUGAAAAACCUAGAUCAGAUUCUGCUGUGUUUUUGUUUUUUUCUUUUGUUUUCUUUCGGCACAGAUGUUGAAUGACUCCAGGAGUAGAAGUAAAGAGAUGAGAUGGCUCCAGAAGGUACAUGAUGAUGAGGGGCCGAGCCCACCACAAGAGAACAAUACCCAGAGACGUUUAGAAAAAGUUCUCCAAAAGUUUUUAUUUUUAGAUUUAUUUUUUUUUAAAGAACAGAGACAAGGGACGCAUCCUUAAAGAUGAACUAGAAAAUGAGCCACAGCACCAAGAUAUGGGGAAAAAAUUAUGUAAACUGAUCCAGGACCAGCCCAUGACAUGUCUGGCUGUUCAACUAACACCAGCUUGUGGUGGGAGGGACUACGACUCAAGGAGAUAAGAGGGCAGAGUACAGUCUGUUCAACUCAGUCUGUCUCUGUCCAACAUGGCAACCAGAUGGGGAAUCUGCGGCACUGGGUUCAUCACCAAUGACUUCACUGUGGCCCUGAGAACUCUUCCACCUGGAGAACAUCAGGUUGUGGCCGUGGCAGCUCGCAGUUUGAAGGAUGCACAGGAGUUUGCCAAAAAGCACAGCAUCUCCCGAGCAUAUGGCAGCUAUGAAGAGCUGGCCAAAGACCCAGACGUAGAUGCAGUGUACAUUGGAGUUAUCCACCCCUACCAUCACAGCGCUUGUCUGCUCUUUACAAAUGCCAAGAAGAACGUGCUGUGUGAGAAACCACUGGCCAUGAACAGUAGGGAGGUUCAGGAGAUUCUGGCCUCUGCAAAGAAGAAUAACGUCUUCCUCAUGGAGGCUGUCUGGACUCGCUUCUUCCCAGCCUCUGCAGAGAUCAGACGGCUGCUGGCCCAGAAGGAGUUGGGCGACUUGAAGUUGGUCGUCAUUGAGUUUGGUGUGCCACUCAUGCACCUUGUGAGAUCACUGAAGAAGGAGCUGGGCGCAGGAACAAUAAUAGAUAUCGGCCUCUACUGCCUGCAGUUCAUUAGCAUGGUGUACAACGGAGAGAAGCCAGAGAGCAUCAAAGCCACUGCUGUAUGCCAAGCGGAAGGAAUUGAUGAGACUGUGGGUGUUGUUCUGAAGUACUCCAACAACAGACUGGCAGUGUUUACUUGUUCCUCGGUUAUGGAGCUGCGAAAUAAUGCCAUCAUCGUGGGGUCAAAGGGCACAAUCCAGGUCCCUGAAACUGUGUGGAGCCCCACAUCACUAGAUGUGAAUGGAAAGGUGACUCAGUACCCACUGCCAGAACCCGGUUUACCUCUCAGCUACAUGAACGGUACAGGGAUGCGUUAUGAAGCAGAGGAGGUUCGGCAGUGUUUGCUCAAAGGUCUGAAGGAGAGUUCUAUUAUGUCCCAUUCUGACUCUAUGCUGAUGGCUGAGUUGGAAGAUGAGAUCCGCAGGCAGGUGGGGGUGGUGUACAGCCAGGACUCCAAGUAAAUGUUCAACAUGUACCCAGACUGUAAUAAAGGAGAACCAUUUUAUAAUGGAGAAUAAUUUGCACUUGCUGUUCCACAGGCAUCUUUUUCUUGUCUGAUCUAAAUGCCGCAGACAUUUAAUAUGCCAAAGCACUAUGAUUUUGUAAUUUGUAUACUAAAGCAAUGCACUGAAAGACUGAAACCUUUGAUUCAGCAUGAAAUAAAUUUUAAAGAAAUUUGCAAAAGUG